This is a messenger RNA of Uranotaenia lowii, 1870 nucleotides long. It is a transcript of the gene Ubc6, whose product is annotated as ubiquitin-conjugating enzyme E2-17 kDa. Bases 606 to 1061 code for a protein of 151 amino acids. The transcript is spliced from 3 exons. Lineage: Eukaryota; Metazoa; Arthropoda; Insecta; Diptera; Culicidae. Gene Ontology annotation, molecular function: ubiquitin conjugating enzyme activity. Gene Ontology annotation, cellular component: HULC complex. The record is from RefSeq and is a predicted model, not a curated record. Gene Ontology annotation, biological process: proteasome-mediated ubiquitin-dependent protein catabolic process; DNA repair; protein polyubiquitination.
GCCACAGAGCGCAUCCAAAACGUCAUUCGCGGUCAGCCAUCGAGUCAUUUUUUCUCCACAAUCGAACGAGCAGAAACAGCAAAAAAUCUUCCGAAAAGGCCAUUUUCAUUAACUACUUUCUCGAUAAUUCGCUCGGGACCGAAUUCGCGGACAUCAACGUCGCAAAGGACAGCUUGGAAAGAAGUUAUUUCCGGAUAUUGCAGAACAUGCGUCGAUAGUUUUAGCAGAAAUACUUCCGGAACUGGGAAGCUCGUGAUCUGUGUACGAGCACAGAAUCGGGAGGGUGUUUUUUUUCUUGCUCGCUGGUAGUGUCCCCGAAAACGCAAAUAAAGGGGAAAAGUUUGUUGCAUUUUUUUUCUCGCCCCUGUUCAGUGUGAGUGAUCUCGAAAGAAAGAAAAAAGUAUAAAAAGGAAGUGCACGAAUUACAUAAAGAAUAAGAAGGAUUUUCCUGGCUGAGUGGAACGGCGGAAAUUGCACAACUUUACUUUGGAAAGCAUAGCGUUCGCAGUGUUAGCUUCCCAUUACAAAGAACGGAAUACGGCUGCUGAAACGACCUACCGGAUAACGCCUUCAACCAGCUGAUAAUCUGAUAUCAAACUAGGAAAAUGUCAACCCCAGCCCGCCGCCGUUUGAUGAGAGAUUUCAAAAGACUACAGGAAGACCCGCCAACCGGAGUUUCGGGAGCCCCUACAGAUAACAACAUCAUGAUAUGGAACGCUGUCAUCUUCGGGCCGCAUGACACGCCGUUUGAAGAUGGUACAUUCAAGCUGACCAUAGAGUUCACCGAGGAAUACCCGAACAAACCUCCGACCGUACGUUUCGUAUCGAAAAUGUUUCAUCCGAACGUGUAUGCAGAUGGAGGCAUCUGUUUGGAUAUUCUACAGAAUAGAUGGAGUCCCACGUACGACGUGUCGGCUAUCCUGACAUCCAUACAGUCACUGCUCAGUGAUCCCAAUCCAAAUUCACCCGCUAAUUCUAUGGCAGCACAGCUUUACAAAGAAAACCGCCGGGAGUACGAGAAGCGAGUGAAAGCAUGUGUUGAGCAGAGUUUUAUCGACUAGCCCCUUUCGCCGUGUAACUGUCCAGUUCAUCAAAGUAAUAGACCUCAAAUCGCGGCACCUUUCCUUCCCAACAAUUUCCCAUCGCUGUCUAGUGGCUCUUUAAUUUUGUUAAAAGAAGUAUAUGGACAAAUAGCACCACAUAAUAUCGUAAAACGUAAUUGCAAAUCACUAUUCUCGCAACUUCUAAAUCCAUAAUCUUAUCUGAAUGUAGAUUGCUAAAGUGAGAAAAGGUAGUGUCAAACUAAGAAACUAAUCUACACCGGUGUAAUGAAGUUAUAGAUUGGUAUUGUGGAAAUAUGAGUGCAGGGAUAUGUUGAAACGCGUUAAACCAGUCACACAAAAAUUAAUCACCUAUGAAAUCCAAUACAAUAUUCGCAUCGUACUGUUCCAGAAUCAGCCUGAUGGCAUAUUUUCUCAUCGAUUGACAACCAAACUUAUUGCAAGCAAAUACAUAACUAGCGGCAAAGUCGGAAACUUGGUGAUUGCGAUUACAGCAGAUGAUAAUUAGGGAAACGAAUCCGUACACAUACUAACUGCUACCAGAAAAUAAUAUUGAUACUAUUAUAUGGUAAUCAACCUACUUUAGAAGCAAACAGUAAGUGGUCGACCACAUAGAUGGAAACUAUUCUUUUCAGUAAUCUAAGAAGAUUGUUUAGAUCCAUUAAACAUGUGAGAGUUAUGAAAAUCAAGCUUACCUUAUUUAAAAUAAAAUAAAAGGAAAAACAACAUUAAUUUAAAAACAUAUGCAACUUAAAUGUACUACGAAAAACUGAAAGAAAAAUAGAAAAAUAAAGUAUGUAAUCAAAUAA